Molecule: messenger RNA, 2295 nt
Organism: Monoraphidium neglectum
Lineage: Eukaryota; Viridiplantae; Chlorophyta; Chlorophyceae; Sphaeropleales; Selenastraceae
Exons: 9
Coding region: 1-2295 (764 amino acids)
Biological process (GO): protein ubiquitination
Cellular component (GO): Cul4A-RING E3 ubiquitin ligase complex; membrane
Source: RefSeq, a predicted model, not a curated record
AUGGUCAUCGCUUUGCAGCUAGUAGGCCGCGCGGGUCAUGCAAACGUGGUGCCAGUGGCCCCCCGGCGUGUCGAGCCAGGGCCUAUUGAUCACGACGAGGAUGACACGGGAGUCCGCUUUGCAUUCACGUUGCGGACGUGUCUGGGCGGCCUCGGCACACUGCUGGUCGCCGCCCUCGCCAAUCUGGCUGGCAUUGGCGGCGGCGCCUUUUACGUCCCCUUAUUCUACGCUGUUUCAGGCUUCUCCCUAAAAGCGGCAACCGGCCUGUCGCAGGCCGCAAUCGCGGGCGGCUCCCUCGUGACCACGCUGUUCAACCUCGGGAUGCGCCACCCCUGGGACCCGGGGCGCCCGCUUGUGGACCUAGAUUUGGCGCUCGUCCUGACGCCCGCCAUGCUGCUCGGCGUGUCAGUCGGCGUGCUGCUGAACGACCUCGUGCCCACCUGGGCCGUCCUGCUGCUACUAAUCUGCCUGCUCGCCGUCGACUGCAAGGCCGCCGCCCUCCGCGGCCUCACCAUGCGUGCGGAGGAGCGCUCGAAGCUCGCCGCCGCCAAGGCGGCCGCCGCGAUCCGCUCCGGGCCUGUGCCGCGGCUCCCGCCAAUACAUAUCACGCACGUGACGAGCGCGCCGGGCCUGCCGGCGCGGCUGCAGGUGGUGAUCAGCCGCGAGGCGAGCCGCGCGCGGAUCGCAGACAGCAGCGAUGACGAGGAGGCGGCGGGCGGCGGCGGCGGCAGCAGCCGGCGCGGAUCAGCGUCGGGGACGCUCGCGGCCGCGGGCGCGGCGGCGGCGGCGGUGGAGGCAGUGGGGCCGGCGUCGCCGGCGUUGGCUAGGCUGCCGGCUGACGACGGCGGCGGGACGCCGGCGGGGCGGACUCCUUUGGCGACGGUGCCUUCUGGGGACUCUGAUGGCAUCUCAGGUGAGGGGCAGCCAGCCUCCCCGCGGCGCCAUGGCGGAGGGGCUGGCGCCGGCGGCGCCGGCGGCGGCGCCGGCGACGCUGCGGGCUGUCUUCAGAGCGUGAGCGGCGAUGGCGAGCGCGAGAGCGAGGGCGGGGGCUUUGGUUCGCGGCGGCGGCGCGGAGAGGACGUGUUUGAGCAGGCAAUGGAGAGCGAGGGGACCACGGGACAGUGGGAUGUCGAGCGGCAGGGCUCACAAGCCCAGCAGCAACAGCAGCAGCAUCAGCAGCAUCAGCAGCAAGAACAGGAGCAGCAGGGGGCGCGGCAGCGGAGCGAAGCGUGGGCGGCUCAGGCCAACAGCAACGGCAACGGCGCCGGCCAUGGAACCGGCUACAGCGGCGACCCCGAGGAGGCCUCCGCCAGCGGCACCGGCCGCAAACGGAGAGCCGGGGCCGCUAGCACCGCGCGCUCGGGCCAGCAGCAGCAGCAGCAUGGCUCCCCCGCCACCCCGUCCUGGCUCUCUGGCGCUGGGCCGCCGCCGCGGCGGCGGGCGCGGUUCCAGUGGAUCAAGCUCGUCAGCCUGGCGCUGCUGUGGCUCGGUUUCCUCGGGCUGUCGGCGCUGGACGCGCUGCUGCCGCUGUGCAGCCUGCAGUACAUAGUGUACGUGCUCCUGUUCCUUGCAACCACGCUCGGCGUUACGGCCAUGUUCAUCCGAGCCAUCUUCCUCGGCCCCGCCAACAGCAUAGCGGUCUCGCACCGCGCUGGCGGCCGCAAGCCGUGGCUGCAGGCCAGCCCGCCGGCGUCCCUAUCGCUGGGGGGCGUGGCCAGCGGGGCCGGCGGCGGCGGCAGCGUCGGGGGCGGCAGCGCUGUGCUGCAGCCGUUGCUGGAGGCGGGCGGCGGCGGCAGCGGCUUCUCCGGUUCUCCGGACCGCGAGACGCUGGGCAGCGAGCCGCCCGAGAGCCUGUCCACCGUCGCGGCGUUCAGCGCGGCGGUCGCCGGCGCCGCCGGGCUGCUGGCCGGCGCGGCUGGGCUGGGGGGCGGCUCCAUGCUGGGGUCUGCCCUGCUGGACUUUCGAGUUGCCACUGCGACCUCUGCGGUGUUGCUGUUUGUGAGCUCCACGGCGGCGACACUUUCGUAUGUGAUGGAGGGCCGCCUCAUCUUCUCAUACGCUGCCGCCUUCGCCGGCUGCGCCGCGCUCGGUUCCCUCCUCGGCGCCUGCUUCGUCGCGGCGGCCGCGCGGCGCUCGAUGCGCGCGUCGACGGCGGUGCUGCUGCUGGCCGCCGCCGCGGCCGCGGGCGCGGCGCUCACCGCCGGGCUGGGCGCGGGCGGUAUCUUCAAGAGUGCCGCGAUCGAGGUGCUCCGCAUCGAGCGGCGCCUCAUGACCACCGGCGAGAUCACAAAGUGA